This is a messenger RNA of Poecilia reticulata (guppy), 1096 nucleotides long. Lineage: Eukaryota; Metazoa; Chordata; Actinopteri; Cyprinodontiformes; Poeciliidae. The record is from RefSeq and is a predicted model, not a curated record.
CUCUGUUCUUUCUCUCCACCAGAACUACCUGAAGAGAUUUUUCAACCUGACAGAGGAAAGAGGUCCAUCGUUCAGAAGUGGCAUCAGCUCAGUGUCUAAGAAGCUGAUGGAGAUGCAAAAAUUCUUUGGCCUUCACAUCACAGGGAACCUGGAUGCCGACACCUUGGCCAUGAUGAAGAAGCCACGCUGUGGAGUCCCAGACGUAGAUGUUGCUCAAUUCUCCACUUUUGGAAACAAUCUGAAAUGGAACAAGAAUGAACUCACAUACAGGAUAGAGAACUACACACCAGACAUGCCUGCAGCAGAGGUAGAUGAAUCCAUUGAGAAAGCUCUUCAGGUUUGGGCCAGAGUUACUCCACUCAGAUUCACAAGGAUUUACAGUGGCAUAGCAGACAUCAUGAUCUCCUUUGGUCGUGGUGCACAUGGUGAUUUUUACCCUUUUGAUGGACCUGACGGUACUCUUGCCCAUGCUUUCGCUCCUUCUCCUGGCAUCGGAGGAGACGCCCACUUUGACGAAGAUGAGACCUUCACUUUCCGCUCCAACACAGGCUACGUCCUCUUCCUGGUUGCAGCYCAUGAGUUCGGCCACUCUUUGGGUUUGUCCCACUCCAACGACCCUGGUGCUCUCAUGGCCCCUGUGUACUCGUACCGAAACCCAGACACGUUUGUUCUGCCGCCAGAUGAUGUCAAAGGCAUUCAGUCACUGUAUGGCAAAAAUGAGGAUCCAAUUCCUCCUGGACCAACUGCUCCCCCCACUCCUGAUGUCUGUGAUUCCUCCCUGGUCUUGGAUGCUGUUGCCACGCUAAGAGGAGAGAUGUUGUUCUUCAAGAACGGAUUCUUCUGGCGUAUUUACCCCCAGAGUUACACCCCUCUGCAAAUUCUCAUAACAAACUUUUGGCCCAACGCCCCUGACAGUGUUGAUGCUGCUUAUGAGAGUCAGCAGUCAGACAGAGUCUUUCUCUUUAAAGGUCGUGAAGUUUGGGCUUUCAGUGGCUAUGAUCUGGUACGGGAUUAUCCCAAAUCGAUUUCCAGCUUUGGUUUGCCCAAGGACAUCAAGAAAGUUGAUGCGGCCCUCAAUGACCCAGAGACUGGCAAG